This is a messenger RNA of Nomia melanderi (Alkali bee), 755 nucleotides long. RefSeq lists its product as uncharacterized. Gene Ontology annotation, molecular function: odorant binding. The record is from RefSeq and is a predicted model, not a curated record. NCBI's taxonomy places the organism in Eukaryota, Metazoa, Arthropoda, Insecta, Hymenoptera, Halictidae.
CCGCUCCGUGACAUUAUUUCCUCAACUUUAACCUCUUCUGCACGAGUAUAAAUCAUCUGAUUUGCUUAAUCGAUGACAGUCGAUCACUUACUGUCGUUCACUGAAAACGAGAAACGGAAAAUCAUGAAGUGGUUAGUGUUGCUUGCGUUCGUCGCCAUAGCUGCGGCUGAAUUAUCGCCGCAAAGGAAGGCUGAACCUUUCUUAAGAAAAGUAGCUGAACUGUUUGAAGUUACAAUGGACGAUGUUCAAAAUUGCGUUAACACUACAAAAACCACGGAAGAGGAUAUACUGCACGCGGCCCAUAAAGGAAACAACCCGUACGAAGAAUACAAGAGGAUCUCUUGCCUUAUAGCUUGUUGUGCUAAGAAGCAGGGAAUGAUGGCUGGAAUGGAGGUGAAUGUACCGGUCAUAAUAGACUUUGUUGUCAAAUACCAAAAAUUUGAUACAACUGACGAAUUGAAGAAGUUGCGCCGUACUUUAAUUGCUUGCAACGAAAGAGUGACGGAAGCAAACGAGUGCGAUGCGAUCUACCAAGUCUUUGUAUGCACUUACUUAACUGACCUGCUUGAAUCCUUACACAUGUUGUUCACGGCCCCGUGAGAACGCGGUAUCCUGAGGGUAUCGCUUGAACGCCGGGCCCGCAAUAAAAUUAAAUAUUAAUAUUUUUGUUUUCUGUUUAUGUUACAUGUAUGUAAUAAAUCCACCAUGAAAUGAAAAACUGUAUUUUUUCUAUAAUUAUAAAUUAAAAAUUUCGA